This is a messenger RNA of Penicillium cataractarum, 1725 nucleotides long. RefSeq lists its product as uncharacterized. NCBI's taxonomy places the organism in Eukaryota, Fungi, Ascomycota, Eurotiomycetes, Eurotiales, Aspergillaceae. Gene Ontology annotation, biological process: DNA-templated transcription initiation. The transcript has 2 exons. Gene Ontology annotation, cellular component: transcription factor TFIID complex. The record is from RefSeq and is a predicted model, not a curated record. The coding region runs from base 1 to 1725 and encodes 574 amino acids.
AUGGCGCAAACACGCCUCCCACAACAGCAGGGGCAGCAACAGCAACAACCUCCGCCUCAGUUCGCUACCCAUCCCUUCUCUCCUCCAGUCUCCUCGCCCUCACCUCACUCUGCAACCUCCCCCGUCAACGGAGCCAUCGCGCCUCCCCCUCAAAAGAAGCCACGGUUAUCGCCACUUCCUCCUUCACAAACACAGUCGCCAUACGCGUCUCCCAGCUUCGGCGCGAUGCAGCUUCCUCCAUCACAGCCACCGAUGAACGGUGUGAGCGCGAACUUUACACCAUCUACACCUACUAGUGCAGCGCCCGCCCCCGGAACGAUGGGUCCUCCAUCUCGCCCUGUCGACAAAACAACCGAUGCAGCUGAGUUGACUGAUGUGUUGGCAUCAUCGGGUAUUGAUGUUCGGGAGGAAGAGGCCUUCCUUACGCGCAGCUUCUCUGGGCCCAAUGCGCAGGCGCAGCAGCCCAAUAGAGCUCAGCUGCCACAACAGCAAGCCCCAAUCAACACCUCGUUUGUCUCGCAGGCGUCUACGCAAGGAACGCUAUCUGCCUCGAGCAGUUUCGGUGACCUGCCCCACACCAAGCCGACAAUUCCGCAAACUUCAUUUUCCACCGAUCCAACCUCACAAGCCACCUCCAUCAGCAAUCCACCGAGCCGCGCCGACACAGAGGCAGCACGAAGGGCACAAUACCACCUUCAGGAGCCGUUCCUCUUCGCUAAGCUUGUAGAGCAGAAGAUCCAGAAGCGUGGUUUCGAGCUUGGAGUCCGCAUUCCCUCGGAAGGUCUAUUCCAUCCCGUACCCGGUCGACAGGCACCAAUCGAAGUCACCGGUCCCGAUGGAUCAUCGAUUGUGCGAACGGGUCAGACCAUUCUCAACCAGGAGGGUGCCCCCCUGGUGGAUAUUUUGAAUCUCGUCUCUCUCUCGUGUGAAGAACGUCUAAGAGGAGUGGUUGACUAUUCCUCUACACUGGCCCGUAGCCGGAGAGCCCACUCCCAUGGUGUGGUCCCUGAUGCAUGGGUCGACAUGGCGCAGCCUUUGGGUCCGAUUGCCGGGAACACGGUGACUCCGUCAAAACGGCCCAAUCCGGAUGCCGAAGAGGCUGCCAAGAAACCCGCAGCAGAGAGAUACAGAGGUAUUAUUACAAGAGAGAACAAUCUGGAAAACAAACGUGCAGCGAAACGUACCAAGAGAAGUGCUAGUGCCAUUGUAGGUGAAACCACGGGCACUCGGGCAGAUUCUGCAGAUUUCAUGGGUUCGGCCCCGUCUACCCCAUUGGGAGAAAGGGCACCCAGUUUCGACAUCAAAAAGUCAAUGACAAAGAAGGAGCAGAAGAAGUUGAUGGAUAGCAAGGCCAAUGAGGCGCAGCAACAUCAGCAGUCCGUAGAGACUGCACGUCUUGCCACGAAUUCGAUGCUAUCUGGUCGGAUGUUCGGAGCUAAGAAGUCAUACUCAUGGCUAAAGCCUGGAGGCUCCUCCAGUGGAUUUUCCACGCCAACCCGUGCUGCUCCUUCGACUCCGACUACCGGGCCGGAGAAGCCCAGUCGGGCGGGCGAGACACCAGCCGGUCCACCAAAGCGACGACUUGGAACGUGGCGAGAGGAUCAGGAGAAGGGGCGAAACAUUCAGGUUCGGGAUAUCUUGUUUGCUGUCGAAGCCGACGGUCGAGCUAGCAAACACGUUCAAAAGGGCUACUCGAGAGACCCAAAGGAAGAUCGUGGGGUUUGA